Messenger RNA from Mugil cephalus (flathead mullet), 575 nucleotides. It is a transcript of the gene fabp6, whose product is annotated as fatty acid binding protein 6, ileal (gastrotropin). The coding region runs from base 102 to 485 and encodes 127 amino acids. Gene Ontology annotation, biological process: fatty acid transport. The transcript is spliced from 4 exons. Gene Ontology annotation, molecular function: fatty acid binding. The record is from RefSeq and is a predicted model, not a curated record. Gene Ontology annotation, cellular component: nucleus; cytosol. NCBI's taxonomy places the organism in Eukaryota, Metazoa, Chordata, Actinopteri, Mugiliformes, Mugilidae.
AGUAUAUAAAGAGGGUACAGUCUUAGUCUCAGCACCUUGUAUCUCCCUCAGCUUGACUUAGCAUCUCUGCUCUCUCACCUCCACCCACCAACACUACCGAAAUGGCCUUCGCUGGAAGAUGGGAAACCGAGACCCAGGAGGGUUAUGAAGAGUUCUGCAAGUUGCUCGGCAUUCCCGAUGACAUCAUUGCAAAGGGCCGUGACUACAAGCUGAUCACAGAGGUCACCCAGGAUGGAGAUACCUACACCUGGACUCAGCUCUACCCUGCCAAUGCCAAGGUGACCAACAAGUUCACCAUUGGCAAGGAGUGUGACAUGGAAACCAUCGGAGGAAAGAAAUUCAAGGCCACAGUGGUCAUGGAGGGCAGCAAGCUGUGCACGACCUUCCCCAACUAUCACCACACCACUGAGAUCAGCGGAGGCAAGCUCAUCGAGACCUCCAAAGCCGGCUCCGUGGUGCUGAAGAGAGUCAGCAAGAAGAUCUAACUGCCGAUUAACCUUUGACAUCUAAAAUGGUUGCUUAAGAAACAUCAGUACUACAGUCACGGCUUUUAAUAAACUUCAUGUCAACAUGAA